AUGAAAGAUUUUGAACAAGCCCUUGCUCGAUUCAAGCUUGGUUUAAGGGCUGAUAUCAAGAGAGAAUUGCUUGAAAAUGAUUUUUACAGUAUAAAACAUGCAUGUCAAAUAGCAACCGAUGCGGAAGGAUACUUAAAGUAUUCAAUUACAAAAAAAGUUGGGUUUCAAGCUGAGGAGAUAGCAGCAAGAUGGAAUGUUGACUUGAGUAAAGAUGGAAUGUUACCAAACGUCCUAAGAAGAAUAAUUUGCAUGUUGGGAUUGCAACAAGGAAAGAACGCCGCAGAACUAGAAUUUGAUUUGACGGGAAAUUCUUUUGAUUUUGGGACUUUCGAGGCUGAUGACCAUGCUGAUGAUGAGGAAGCUUCAAAAAAACUCGAAGAACCAGAGGUGAGACCGCCUGAAAAGAAAAGGUGA
Dovyalis caffra is the source of this 414-nucleotide messenger RNA. The record is from the annotation of a GenBank genome assembly. Lineage: Eukaryota; Viridiplantae; Streptophyta; Magnoliopsida; Malpighiales; Salicaceae.